ACAAGAGUGGCGCUGAAAUGGACUCAGGUGCUUGUGUCCAUGUUUCAUUGGAUCAGAAUAAAAGUGCGCCGUAGAAGAGUUAAGUUUGAAGGUUUGGCAGAAUUGGAGCAAUUAGUGAGCUGCACAGGUGAGCUGCACAGGUGUAUAACAUCUCUCCAGCUGCAGGAGUCAUCAGGUUGGCGAGUGACGGCCUGUACGAGACCAGUGUCCCUUCUUCAAGGUCUUCCAGCGGCGCCAUGUCAGGUAUGGAAGUCUGUCCCACCGCGAGCGGGAACCCGCCGCCACCGGAGGUAGAGAACCGGCGGAGGCCAGGACGCGUGACCAACCAGCUGCAGUACUUGGAGAAGGUGGUGCUCACAGCGGUGUGGAGGCAUCACUUCUCCUGGCCCUUCCGCCAGCCUGUUGAUGCCGUCACGCUGAGACUUCCCGAUUAUUACACCAUCAUUAAAAAUCCCAUGGAUCUGGGCACCAUCAAGAGGCGCCUCCAGAACAAAUAUUACUGGAAAGGCCUGGAGUGUGUACAGGACUUUACCACCAUGUUCACUAACUGCUACGUCUACAACAAGCCUGGAGAUGACAUCGUCUUCAUGGCCCAGACGCUGGAGAAGAUUUUCCUGCUUGAAGUUUCCAAAAUGUCAAAAAACGAACGAGACGUUUCAGUGGUCGCCACAAAAGACCCAGUGAACGUGCAGAAGAGCAAUACUGCUCUCUGUCCAUUCAAGACAAGACCCGACAUGUCCGAGGUGGUCCUCCAGCAGACGCUGACCAUCGUCUCCCCAGGCGUGCCACGCCCUCUGUCUCCCAUCCAAAGGUCCCCUCAGAUGGAUGAAACAGUCAAAAAGGCUAUUAAGAGAAAACCAGAGUCCAUCCCCACAGCACUGGCGAGCAGCGUGGCGUCCGCCGAGCCACAUCCCCUCUGCACGGCGUUGGCAAAGCGAGGCAGCGGGAGGCCCAUCAAAGUCUUUGAGGACAAGAAGGCCAAACUGCUGGAGCCGCUGCACCACUGUGACGCCAUCUUGAAGGAGAUGCUCUCCAAGAGGCACUACGCCUACGCCUGGCCCUUCUACACCCCCGUGGACGUCGUGGCUUUGGCCCUGCAUGACUACCACCUCAUCAUCAAGCAGCCCAUGGACCUGAGCACCAUCAAGAAAAAGCUGGAGCAGCGAGAGUACGAGGCUGCCAAGGAGUUUGCUGCCGACGUCAGGCUGAUGUUCUCCAACUGCUACAAGUACAACCCUCCAGCCCAUGAGGUGGUCGCCAUGGCCCGCAAACUGCAGGAGGUUUUCGAGGCCCGCUUCGCCAAGCUUCCGCAGGAGCCACUCCGACAGGUGGACGAGUCCAGAGGCCAGCGAGUGGGGGGUCAGUCCACCUUGCCAACUUCUUCAGAGAGCGAGAGCUCUUCGGAUGCGGAGAGUUCAUCAGAGGAGGUGACCACGCAGCUCGCCAACCUGGAGGAGCAGUUGAAAGCAGUCAGUGAGCAGCUGAGGAGACUCACUCAGGACCCUCUGAUGAAGCAGAAGAAGAAAGACAGGUUGAAAAAGGAGAAGAGAUCCAAAGAAAAGGACAUCGCUCGACUUAAAGGCAAAACCCUGAAGUACAAGCGUGUGGUGGAGAAAAGCAGCAGUUUCAGCAGUAUUCACACAGUCGCCAUGGAGCGCAGGGCUGAGACGGCGCCUCAGACCUACCAGGCCAGGAAGCAGCCCGGACUGCUGAAGGUGGUCAAAGCAGACCGGGCCAAGAAGCUGCACAGGUUGACCACGGUCUGCCGGAGGACUGACAGCAGUCAAAUGUUGGAGAAGCGCAGUGGAGUGAUGCAUUGUGGGAAGUUGAAGCAGCCCACCAGAUGCCAGGUGCUCCGUAAACAGCAGCAGGCGGUGAGGAAGAAAAUAGCAGGCAAACUGGCUGUGUCUCCUGACUUCAUAUGUCCAUCACAGCUCAGCUUCAGCAGCACUUCCUCUUCCUCUUCCUCUUCCACUUCCACUUCAUGCAGCAGCAGCUCGCCAUCUUCUGACAGCGGUUACUCUCCUGUGCCUAAAAUCAAGAAGACUGCCAAAGACAUGUGUCAAAAGCCAAAUAAAAAGGCUGCCAUGUGCAAGCAGACCCACGGGGGGCGCUCUUUCUCCUCGCUCGCCAGCCACCCUCGUCAACCCGCCACGACGUUAACGCAGACCAGACCCCAUGCCGCACCGCCUCAAGGACAGAUGUCGCUGCCGCCUCCAGUGGACCUGGCCACACUUCUCUCCCCCUUGGCCUCACCUGACUUCCUGCUGGACUGGCCCUCGUCCAGUUUUGAGAUCCCCUUGCUGUCCCCUCUGAUGGGCAGUCCACUGCUGGCCACACACCACACCAAGUCUGAUGUCAUCACCACAUUGCUUUCCACUGAACAUGUCACAGAGAGUGGAGUGGCCACCAACUUUGCAAUUCAAUCAACUCUACCAGACAAACUGCCUAAGAAGGACAUCGUAGUGAAAAAUGCUGAGUCGUGGGCCCGACUGGCCAGACUGGGCGCCGGCCCCCCGGCAGCCAUCAAGUCGUCCAAGGAGAGCUUCCAGCACUUCAAAAAGGCGGCCAUGGAGAAGGAGGAGCGUGAGAAGGCGCUGAAGAAGAAGAACAGCCUUUCAGGCCAAGUGGAUAAAAAUGUUCCACUGUGCAGAAGUGACGUUCCCUCUCUGGGCUCCGCCUCCACCGAGACCACGCCUCCCGUGGAAAGCCCGCCCUCCUCCCUGUGGCGUGAGCGGGAGCUGGCGCGACAGAAGGAGCAGGAGCGGCGCAGACGUGCGACUGUGUCCUGCAUCGACAUGAGCAUGCAGCAGGAGAUCAUGACCACCUUUGAGCUCAACCUGGACUAACCUCACUGACCACCUGGAGUAUCUGCCACGUUUACUUGUCUUUUUCUCCCCAUCUUUGUGUUCACUUUGGGAAAAGACAAUAUGCUUGCACCCUAUUUUGUUAAGAAAGGAAAGGAGGACGCUUUUCCCAAGAUCUGUGUUCUCUUCUGCUUCACCACUGCUGCACUUUAAAUACCUUCAAACCUGAGAGUU
Messenger RNA from Nerophis lumbriciformis (worm pipefish), 3041 nucleotides. RefSeq names its product bromodomain testis-specific protein-like. Gene Ontology annotation, biological process: chromatin remodeling; regulation of DNA-templated transcription. Gene Ontology annotation, cellular component: nucleus; chromatin. The record is from RefSeq and is a predicted model, not a curated record. Lineage: Eukaryota; Metazoa; Chordata; Actinopteri; Syngnathiformes; Syngnathidae.